AUGUCCCCAAUUUCCCGUGUAGUUAUCGACGUAGUUAAGAAUAAAAUGAGUGGUGAACGACCAAUGCCUAAAUGUUUAUAUAUUAUUUUGAUCACAUCGUCACUCAUUAUUAUCGUAUUCUUCCUUAUCAAACAGAAUUUGGAUUAUAUUCAAUCAAAACCAUUUAAAGUAAAAUUCUGGAAUAAUGCAUUCAUUCAUGACAACUUCACUAGGGAAGAAAGAACACAAAUUAUGUGCAUUAAUGGUACUACCUCCACCAUCAUCUCGUCUUCGAGACCAGUGAAUCCAUCACAUGUUUGUCAUAAUAAAAUUUCUCAUCUUAAAUCAUACUGUGACCUAAUACCUAAUCCAAAUCAUAAUUGGGUCAGUGCUAAACGCUACAAAGAGUCCGAUCUUAUGUUUAUUAUUGUUAGUGGUGCAAAGUUUUAUCAUACUCGAGCAAUGACCGUUCGUGAUACAUGGUUAUCACGUGUGACAAACUAUUAUAUUCUAAGUUCUACACCGUAUUCAUAUUUGCCGGUGACUGUCAUUCCCAAUACGGGAGAAGAUUAUUUAUCAAAUAUGAAAAAGACAUUUUAUGGAAUGCCCGUAAUCUAUAAAGAACAGUUAGCAAAACCUGUAGAAAUGAGACAGAAAUGGUUUUAUUUGAUUGGAGACGAUACAUAUGUAAAUGUUAGACAUUUAAUCAAGAGAUUAGAUCCAUAUGAUUAUCAGCAGGCAUAUUUUGUCGGUGGUAGUUCAGGUAAGGAAGUGUGUUAUGAAGUUGAUGGAACCAGAAAUCCCAUAACGUUCGGAGGGGGUGGUGCUGGAUUAUUAUUUUCGUGGAAACUAUUUGAACUGUUACAACCAAAUUUAACCGAUUAUGUCGAUAACAAAUGGGUUAAAACAAACGCCAUGUCUGAUGUUGCAAUUGCAUGUUUAAUUCAACGAGUUGGAUACCAGCUGACCUAUGUCAACGGGUUUUGGCCCCUUACGCCGGCGAGGAUGGUUCAACUUUCAGGGCGGGCAGCUAUGAACCAAGAUCCUGAACCAAACAAUUUCCAUUAUGUUCAACCCCCAGAAAUGAUUGAUCUAGAUGAAUUUUAUUCAUUUCAAUAUAUUGAUCGAUUGGCAAAUGAUCAAAAUUUACAAGAACUGACGGAAUUUACUCGUCUAUUCGUCAAAAAAUAUUAUGAACUUGUGCGCAAAAAACAAAAAGAAUGUACACUACCGCCGAUAACCUCAUGA
Molecule: messenger RNA, 1227 nt
Organism: Didymodactylos carnosus
Lineage: Eukaryota; Metazoa; Rotifera; Eurotatoria; Philodinida; Philodinidae
Source: the annotation of a GenBank genome assembly